AUGAUAAUAAUAAAAGUGACUGAGUCUGCUUAUAAAGAGAAUAAAUCUGCUGUCCUUAAAGAAAUAAAUAAAAUAAUAAACAAAGAACUUACUGGACAAUACAUCAUAAGUAAUACACACACAGCAGAAGUAAAAGUAAGUAGAGUAAAUACAGCAGGAGAUGCACCACACACAGGAGACAUAUACGAAGAAGGGGACAUGUACGUACAACCAGAGUACUUCACUAAGAAUAUUCCUUAUAAACCAGAAGAACCAGACAAUGACGAAUUACCACCACCAGGCAUAAAUAAGAAAGGAUUCUAUGGAUUAUAAAGAGAUAGUACACUAUGUGUAAUAAG
Nematocida parisii ERTm1 is the source of this 338-nucleotide messenger RNA. RefSeq lists its product as uncharacterized. The transcript has a single exon. The record is from RefSeq and is a predicted model, not a curated record. The coding region runs from base 1 to 312 and encodes 103 amino acids. NCBI's taxonomy places the organism in Eukaryota, Fungi, Microsporidia.